ACUCGUCAGCACCUCUAGAAACCCGGUUUAAUAGAGAGUCAUUCGAUAGAACCUCUUCGUUAUAACCACUAGAACCGAUAUCCGAGCCAUUCCGACGCCAUGGCCACUCCUCGCAUAACGCUGUAUCUGGACGUCGUCAGUCCGUUCUCAUACAUUGCAUUUCAUGUGCUGAGAUAUUCUCCCGUUUUCGCCCAAUGCAAUAUCACCUAUGUUCCCAUUUUCCUGGGCGGAUUGAUGAGCGCCUGUGGCAACACGCCACCCAUCAAGAUCAAGAACAAGGACUUAUGGAUUAACAAAGAACGGCUUCGUUGGGCACGCUCAUUUUCUGUCCCCAUGUCGGAACACAUGCCUGAGGGCUUUCCGGUGUUUACCCUGGCGACGCAGCGGGCUCUCUGCGCAAUUUCUCAGAGGCGUCCUGCUCAGCUCGUCCCAGCUAUUGAGGCGCUCUAUCGCGCCUUCUGGGUCGACGGGGUCACUAAUAUUGGACAGCCGGAGGGAUUCGGUCCCGUGCUGGAGAAAGUGCUUGGGCAAGCCGAUGCACAGGAGAUUCUGCAAACUAUGAGCCAAGCGGAGAUUAAAUCGCUUUUGACGUCAAAAACCGAUGAAGCAUUCAAAUCGGGGGCAUUCGGUCUUCCCUGGUUCGAAUGCACCAAUGCUAAGGGUCAAACAGAGGGAUUCUGGGGCAUCGAUCACUUGGGACAGGUGGCCGAGUUUCUGGGCUUGAACCGUAAGGCGGACAGGGGCUUUAGAGCAUUGCUGUAAGGACGGCCGUGUCUCGAUUCAAUGUGUUUUAACUGAGUGGUUCUAUUGUCGAUCAACAACAAUACCAAAUACUGCACAACAUGAGCC
Molecule: messenger RNA, 849 nt
Organism: Aspergillus steynii IBT 23096
Lineage: Eukaryota; Fungi; Ascomycota; Eurotiomycetes; Eurotiales; Aspergillaceae
Product: putative 2-hydroxychromene-2-carboxylate isomerase
Exons: 4
Coding region: 100-762 (220 amino acids)
Biological process (GO): glutathione metabolic process
Cellular component (GO): mitochondrion; peroxisome
Molecular function (GO): glutathione transferase activity; glutathione peroxidase activity
Source: RefSeq, a predicted model, not a curated record